Molecule: messenger RNA, 416 nt
Organism: Raphanus sativus (radish)
Lineage: Eukaryota; Viridiplantae; Streptophyta; Magnoliopsida; Brassicales; Brassicaceae
Exons: 3
Coding region: 3-416 (137 amino acids)
Source: RefSeq, a predicted model, not a curated record
GAAUGGCGUCGAGUAUCAUUAAACCAGCGUAUGCUUACACGGUUGUGUACGUUAGGGACGUAGCGAAAUCCGUAGAAUUCUACUCGAGAGCCUUUGGUUACAACGUUCGUCGUCUUGACGAGUCCCACAGGUGGGGAGAGCUAGAGAGCGGGCAGACAACGAUAGCAUUCACACCGCUUCAUCAGCAUGAGACGGAUGACCUAACCGGUAAAGUUCAGUCUACGUGUUCAGACCGUGAGAGAGCACCCCUCGAAGUCUGCUUCUGUUACUUUGAUGUUGACGCGGCCUUCGAGAGGGCUGUGGAGAAUGGUGCGGUGGCAGUGAGCGAGCCGGAGGACAAGGAAUGGGGCCAGAAGGUUGGAUACGUUCGAGACAUUGAUGGUAUUGUUGUACGAAUCGGAAGCCACGUUAAGUGA